Molecule: messenger RNA, 2525 nt
Organism: Gossypium raimondii (Peruvian cotton)
Lineage: Eukaryota; Viridiplantae; Streptophyta; Magnoliopsida; Malvales; Malvaceae
Product: putative pentatricopeptide repeat-containing protein At3g18840
Exons: 2
Coding region: 282-2306 (674 amino acids)
Biological process (GO): RNA modification
Molecular function (GO): protein binding; RNA binding
Source: RefSeq, a predicted model, not a curated record
GUAUUUUCCUGUUAAAAAAAGUUUGAAGGAAAGCAUAUAUAUAUUAGUGCAACUGCUAGCAGGGUUACUUUUGCCAUUGAAGGAAAAGGAAAGAGAGAUAGACCCUCCACCUGGUCUUGGUUCCCAAGGGUGGAAGUCCGUGUGUCAUGAUCCACUCCCGCCCUGUUGCGCUAGCCUGAAUGUAAAGUUUUGGUCCUUGUUUAGUUGCCAAUAUCCUUUCUCUCGACACUGUUUCUGGUUGAAGACUUGAAUACCGAUUUCCCAUUCCAGUUUUUGCAUGAAUGAGGUCGUUGAGAGAUGGUUUAAUAUUCCACGUUCAAUCAAUCAAAGCUGGCUUUUCAUUGCCCAUUCUCACAUCCAAUCAACUCAUUCAUCUGUAUUCCAAACAUGGCCGUAUUCAUGAAGCUCGAAAACUGUUCGAUGAAAUGCCAGAACGAAACGUUUUCUCUUGGAACACAAUCAUAUCCGCCUAUAUAAAAUUCCAAAACCUAACUCAAGCGCGUGCUUUAUUCGAUGCUGCACCACGGAAAGACUUGGUCACUUAUAAUUCCAUGUUAUCUGGUUAUGUAAGCACCGAUGGGUAUGAAACUCCCGCGCUUGAAUUAUUUUACGACAUGCAAACGGCUUGUGAGGAUAAGAUAAAAAUCGACGAAUUUACAGUAACUACAAUACUGAACUUGAGUGCGAAGUUGGGUAAAUUGAGCUAUGGUGCUCAGUUACAUUGUUUUAUGGUGAAAACAAGGAAUGACAAAACUGGGUUUGCUGUGAGUUCUCUCAUUGACAUGUAUUCUAAAUGUGGGUGUUUUAAAGAAGCCUUUCAAGUUUAUAAAGGCGGGUGUGGGUUGGUUGAUUUGGUUUCCAAGAAUGCAAUGGUGGCAGCUUUUUGUAGAGAAAAUGAGAUGGAAAUGGCUUUGGAACUUUUUUGGAAAGACCCUGAGUUGAAUGAUGCUGUAUCUUGGAAUACUUUGAUUUCAGGUUAUCAACAACAUGGUUAUUUAGAAGAGUCAUUGAAGUUGUUUGUUAUGAUGAGAGAGAAUGGGUUUAGAUGGAAUGAACAUACUUUUACAACUGUUCUAAGUGCUUGCGCUACAUUGAAGAAUUUGAAAGCUGGAAAGGAAGUUCAUGGGUGGGUUUUGAAGAAUGGUUUGAUUUCGAAUCUGUUUGUAAUUAGUGGCAUCGUUGAUCUUUAUUGCAAGUGUGGUAAAAUGAAGUAUGCAGAGUUAAUGCAUUUGUGUAGUGGGAGAAACAACUCGUUUUCAGUCACUUCAAUGAUUGUGGGUUAUUCAUCUCAAGGUAAUAUGGUAGAAGCACGGCGGCUUUUCGAUUCAUUGGCUGAGAAGAAUUCUGUGGUGUGGACAGCAUUAUUUUCCGGUUAUCUCAAAUCACGGAAUUGUGAUGCAGUGUUUCAACUCUUGAGUGAAUAUUGGGACAAAGAAGCAACUGUUCCUGAUGGUUUGAUACUUAUGAGUGUCCUUGGUGCUUGUGCCAUACAAGCUGCUCUGGAUCCAGGAAAGCAGACUCAUGGUUUUAUGCUGAGAGUGGGAAUCGAAAUGGAUGAGAAGCUAUUUAGUGCUAUGAUCGAUAUGUACUCGAAAUGCGGGAAUAUUGCAUAUGCAGAAAAGAUGUUUCGAAUGGUUAAGGUUAAGGAUUCAGUCAUUUAUAAUGUUAUGAUGACUGGCUAUGCUCACCAUGGGCAUGAAAGUAAAGCUUUCCAGCUGUUUGAGGAAAUGCUGCAUCAAGCAAUCAAACCCGAUGUUGUUACCUUUGUUGCACUUCUAUCAGCUUGCCGUCACUGCGGUUUAGUAGAACUCGGGGAACAAUACUUUAAUUCCAUGAAAGAAGUUUAUAAGAUAUUGCCUGAGAACGACCACAAUGCUUGUAUGAUUGAUCUGUAUGGGAGGGCUAACCGAUUAGACAAAGCUGUGGCAUUUAUGAAAGCCAUUCCGAUAGAGCAUGAUGCUGCUAUUAUGGGGGCAUUUCUGAAUGCUUGUAGGGUAAAUAAAAAUGUGGAAUUAGCCCAAGAAGCAGAAGAGAUACUACUAAGAAUUGAAGGAGAUAACGGGGCUCGUUAUGUUCAGUUGGCUAAUAUUUAUGCUGCAGAAGGUAACUGGGCUGAGAUGGGGAGGAUAAGGAAGGAGAUGAGAGGGAAAGUCAAGAAGUUUGCUGGUUGCAGUUGGGUUUUUGUGGAAAAUGGAGUUAAUACUUUUAUCUCUAGUGACAGAUCCCACUCGAAAGCUGAGACUAUUUAUGCAACAUUAGACUGCUUAAGCAAAGAACUACGAGAACCUGUUGAGGCAUUCCUUUGAAAGAACUCGAACAUGUCAUUCCAUGGUGUCAUCUGGUUUUUGAUGCCCAUUCAGUGCCAUGUAUAUUCAGGAGGUAUCCUCUAUUCGUUCUUUGGAGAAGAGGCGAAGCCAGAGAUUCUUUUUAAGUGUCCUAGUUUUAUGCAUUGUAUUAACUUAUAAUUUCAUUAUUUUUAAAGGAACUAACCCUUAAAAAUUUUACAGGGCCAAGACUUUGGGAGC